Messenger RNA from Carassius auratus (goldfish), 1629 nucleotides. Its product is annotated as tetratricopeptide repeat protein 21A-like. The transcript has 9 exons. Lineage: Eukaryota; Metazoa; Chordata; Actinopteri; Cypriniformes; Cyprinidae. Gene Ontology annotation, molecular function: protein binding. The record is from RefSeq and is a predicted model, not a curated record. Gene Ontology annotation, cellular component: intraciliary transport particle A. Gene Ontology annotation, biological process: protein localization to cilium; intraciliary retrograde transport. Bases 505 to 1584 code for a protein of 359 amino acids.
AAGCGCCGCUGUCUGUGAUUGAUUAUUAUUCCUCCUCAGGUGGUUGCCUAACGACGAGGUAUUUUCCGUUAUUUUUAAAUCUCAGUUGUUGUUUGAUUCCGAUUAAGCUGUUGAAUUAGUGUAACUAACAUAUCCGGAUUAAAUAUGUCACAAAACGAUAAAACGUGUUUGGUAAGUUUGAAUUGUAUCGUUUUUAUUGUAUUUUAAUGAAGAUACACAUUGGAAAACAACAUAACAGCGACCGAUAUUUUUUAAUAGCCGGGAGAAAUACUACACACAUGCUGAGGAGAAUUUAAAGUUGUAUAAUAAUGAUCCAGUGCUCCGGUUCUUCAAAGCUUUUGCGACUCUGAUGGAAGGUAACACACAAAGAUGCUUCGAGAGAGCUUCUUCAGCUGAGAGAUCAUCCUCAUCCGUCUCUGUGUUCAACAGUGGCUCUCAUACACACACAGCAAACCUCUGAAACGAUUGGUAACUCUGCACUUCACUCAUUGAACCCAAUGACUGAUGAAUGAAGCUUUGAUUCAGUGUCUCCUCUCAUCCACAUCAGAUCUAGAUGAAGCUGUGGCCGGAGACAGAGCCUUGUAUUACACAGCACUGCUCUUCUGGAUCCUGGAGCUCGAUCUCAGAGCCAGGACAUGUGUUGGAAAGAUGCUGAAACCCUAUGAAAGCUCCCCGGAGGGGCUUAUUCUGAAGGGCUGGAUGAUGUUGACCUCUGACACGGAAGAGGACAGACCUCAGGCUAUACGCUACUUUGACAGCGGUGUUCAGGACACUGGGAUUGUAUUUGGACUCAUGGGAAAAAUGGAGCAUGAUGAAACAUCGCCGAUCAGAUCCUCGUCUCUCAUCCAGACUUCAUCCCGGCGCUCCUCAGGUUUAGAUGUUCCUCAGUGCUUCUGCUUGACAUGUGCAGAGUUCUGGAGAGAGAUGAACGUGAAAGAGCGUCUUCAGGCUUUAAUGAGUGCGGUCGAGAUCUCUGAGCCCUGCAAUCCCAGCAUGCAUCUGGAGAUCACCGCAGCCAUCAGCCGACUCAUCCAGUUUAUACGCUUAUUUCUGUCAUUUAAUAGGUUCAGUAAAUCAGGCUUGUUUAUUAAGACUCGCUCGGGGAGUGUUUGUGUCCCUAAGGUGUGGACACAUCCCAGAGAUCCUGCAGAUGCUGACAGUGUUUGUGCGUCUGAUGUCUUCUGUGAGCUGGGAUAUCUGCUCAAUCACCAGAACAAGUAUCAAGAGGUCUUUAAGUGCUACUCUACAGCGCUGAAAACAGAGCCCGAGUGCAGCUCCGCAUUACUGGGUACACACGAGGCCGUUCAGCGUUUCAAAGACACACCGGAGGAGACGCGUCUCGUGCUUGCUUAUGUGGAUCUGGCUUUAGUGAGAGAUGACGUGGAUGCCGCUGUAGUAAUGCUGCAAAACAUCUUCAUCCAAGCCCGAGAGAAGAUGGCUCAGAUAUACCUGGAGAGGAAACACAAGGAGAAGCUUUACAUCACAUGUUACAAGGAAAUAAGUGAGCGGCUUCCAGGACCUCGUACUAGGAUCUUGUUGGCUGAUGCCUUCAUGAAGAUCCAUUCACUGCAGAGCAUCCGCUGAUGAGACACUGAUGCAAUGCUACAUUUCUACAAACCUGAUGAAGAA